Neltuma alba is the source of this 932-nucleotide messenger RNA. Its product is annotated as large ribosomal RNA subunit accumulation protein YCED homolog 1, chloroplastic. Lineage: Eukaryota; Viridiplantae; Streptophyta; Magnoliopsida; Fabales; Fabaceae. The coding region runs from base 1 to 789 and encodes 262 amino acids. The transcript has 3 exons. The record is from RefSeq and is a predicted model, not a curated record.
AUGUCCUUCCCAACAUCAGAAAUAUGCAAGGGAGCUCGUAAUGAAUCAUUUACUCAAGAAAGCACAAUAUCCUUGGAUUUAGAUGAUGAAGAAGACCUUGAAGAUACAGGGUCACCAUGGGAAGGUGCAGUUAUAUACAAGAGAAAUUCGUCAAUUUCUCAUCUUGAGUACUGCACUACCUUGGAAAGAUUAGGUCUAGGGAAACUUUCAACUGAUAUCUCUAAAUCUAGGGCUUCUGUUAUGGGAUUGCGUGUUACAAAAGCUGUGAAGGACUAUCCACAUGGGACGCCCGUUCAGAUCUCCAUAGAUGUGACCAGAAAGAAAAAAAAGUUGAGGCUUGAUGGGAUUGUAAAAUCUGUCAUCACUCUUGGUUGUAAUAGGUGUGGUCAGCCAGCCGCUGAGGGUAUAUUCUCUGAAUUCUGCCUCUUGCUCACUGAUGAACCGGUCGCUGAACCAGAGACUAUUGACUUGGGUGUUUUAUAUGGGAAAGACAUUUACAACGAUGAUAAAGAAGAUGAUGACGAGGAUGAUGACAAUGAUGCGUUGAUUGACUUAGAUGAUCGGCUGCAUUUUCCUCCUGAAAAGAAAGAAAUUGACAUUUCUAAGAACAUAAGAGACAGGAUACAUCUUGAGAUUACCAUUAAUGCUAUCUGUGAUCCCAGAUGUAAAGGGUUGUGCCUGAAAUGUGGUACGAAUCUGAAUACUAGCAGUUGCAAUUGUAGCAGAGAGGAAACUAAAGAAAAAGGCUUAGGCCCUCUUGGGAAUUUGAAAGAGCAGUUGCAGCGAUAAGGUAGGUGGAAGCUUGUGUUUCACUUUGUAAGUUUUUUUAAUUAAUCUUUGAAGAUAAUGUCAUUAGUUAUUCUGGAGAAAUUUCUAUAAUGAAUAGAAAUUAAUGCAGUUUUCCAUUAAUACAUAGGAGGGGUUCGGUACUU